AUGCGUAUUGUCCCUUACGUCCACGACAGCAGAAAAGCCCACAGCAUAGGCCUCUUUGCUGGCGCGGAAAAGCCAUUGGCGGCCACAAAUUUAGACAGUGUUGAUGCUGCAAUUCCUCACGUGGAGCUCAGUGCCAGCGACAUCAAGCACUGGAGCGAUCCCGAUGACAACGAGGAUCCCGACCGGGUCGAGCCUGGCACAGAGCAGGACGGCACUCCGCGCGGCGCAAACGAAAUAAGCCUCUUGCAGGAUGAAAAAGACAAACGCAAGCUCUGGCGAUAUCUCUAUCGGGCGACUGCCAACCUGAAAAGCUCCAACCAGAUUUAUGGCAAAACUCUAGCCACACUCAACAACAAAGAGAAUCGGACCGAUGAGCAAGCCAAAAAACUGGUCAGCCAGCCAGGGUCUACCAUAAAGCCCAGCUACAGCAUGGAUGAGCCCGUCCAGUUCAACCCUUACCCGAGCUACAACAGCGACGAGUGGCAGAGCGACGGCUAUGCCCCCCACAUUGCCUGCAAAGGCGCAAAUGGAAAGCCGAUUGACGACGUCAUGGUAUUCAAAGGUCGCCCUGAGAACUUUCCCGCCAAUCUCAUGGGCAGCUACCAGGCACUCAACCUCGAUCCUAACAUCUGUUGGGAGCGCGAUACGCGACUCGGCACAUACGGGCUCCUUGAGCAAACGAAACAAACUGGCGGUCGUUUGCAGCCCUUAAAAUGGGACAAAGUCGACUGGGGCAAACUGCAGCGAACAUGUACUAAGAGCAACGCAAAACGUUUUAGGAACGACGUCGGCCGCAACAACCCAUACCUUGCUGCUUAUCCCGAGACGCAACGUUUCAUUCCAGCCAAGUCAGUCACUGGCCAAGCACAGCUCUCUAUAAAAGGCAACGGAGAGAUUUAUAACUCACCCAACGUCGAGGUCCGCGGUACCCCGUCGGCUGACACAGCGUCCGAUGCGAUGACCGUCGAGGCGGCGUCGCAGUACACGACAGAAAACCGCACUGCACUUCUAUUGCGGUCCUAUACCGGCAAAAAAUACACCGAGAAUGACAAGCAAAACAUUCGCGCCCUUAUCACUGAGCUUUCGCUGAAAUCAGGGGGUGAAUACGAGGUCUUCUUACUUGUCCAGGUCAGAGACGACUCUAAAGACAUUUUCGGGAAUCAGCAAGACUAUCUACAAGUUCUCUUUGAGCAUGUUCCUGUCGAGUUUCAUGGUCUCACAGUCCUCUGGAACGAUCAGGCUGUCAAGGAAAUUUAUACCGAGAUGCAGGACGACUUUGAAAGAGACGUACACACUGCACAAUGGCUUUCGGUCCAGAAGUUCAGCUACGACCACCCAGAAUUCGAGUACAUCUGGAAUUGGGAAAUGGAUUUCCGCUACACCGGCCACCACUACGAUUUGCUCGACAAUAUCCAUAAAUUUGCGCGAAAACAGCCCCGCAAAGGUUUGUGGGAGAGAAACGAGCGCUGGUACAUUCCCGAGUACCACGGCGAUUACGACACUACUUUCCGAAAGUCGAUUGAACAACAAUAUGGCGACAGUAUUGUGUGGGGACCUCCAGACCUGCCUUUCAUCAACCCGCAAGGACCAACGCCACCGUCGACGCCGUCCGAGGACAAUUACGAAUGGGGCGUUGGAGAAGAUGCGGAUGUGAUUACUGUCGGCCCGAUGUUCAACCCGAUCAACAGCCUUUGGAUCAUUGGUGAUCACGUUUGGGGCUACUAUGACGAGAAUCACAGGAGAGAAGACGUCCCCAGACGAACUACGAUUGUCACGCACUCUCGCAUCUCGAAGCGCCUGCUCAGCCUUAUGCACACCGAGAAUAUACGAGGUAACCACGUCGCCUCGGAAAUGACACCCCAGACAGUGGCGCUGCAUCACGGGCUCAAGGCUGUCUUCGCCCCUCAGCCAGUCUUUAUGGACCGCAAAUGGACUGGGUCUUUUGUCAACAAGUGGUUCAAUGCUGGGCCGGACGGUGCUGCCGGCGGCUACGGCAGCGCCAUGGGCUGGGGCCGCGAGCGUCGCUACCAGGGUACCACGUGGUACUAUCGAGCCGAGCCUCCCAAUCGCCUCUACAACAACUGGAUGGGGUGGGAAGACACCGGUAUUGGCGGCACCAAUUGGGAAAAGUACAACGGACGCCCGUGCCUACCGUCCAUGAUGCUUCAUCCUAUCAAGAACUCAGAGCCGACGAACAAAGGCCACGCCACGGGCUUUGAUCUUGGGUAUGGCUAA
This is a messenger RNA of Akanthomyces muscarius, 2235 nucleotides long. RefSeq lists its product as uncharacterized. Lineage: Eukaryota; Fungi; Ascomycota; Sordariomycetes; Hypocreales; Cordycipitaceae. The coding region runs from base 1 to 2235 and encodes 744 amino acids. The transcript has 2 exons. The record is from RefSeq and is a predicted model, not a curated record.